This is a messenger RNA of Racocetra persica, 468 nucleotides long. Lineage: Eukaryota; Fungi; Glomeromycota; Glomeromycetes; Diversisporales; Gigasporaceae. The record is from the annotation of a GenBank genome assembly.
CCGCUAGUGAUAUGUCGCGUACCUGAACGUCGUUUCUUUGAACUUUGCGGCAAGACACUCUACCUUUUCCGAGAUGAAACUGAAAAGCUUCCCAUUUCCAAACUUGAACUUGAUGGUCAAGUCACUGGCGUAACAGAUGCACAAUCUGAAGUAUUAAUAUUUAAUUCCUUUAAAGUUGAUUUUCGAUCUUCAGAACUAUAUUAUUUCUUUUCUGAUGAUAAAAAGAAUAAGGAAUUAAUUGUUGCGGCUAUAGAUAAGCACUAUAUACUCGAUUAUAUCUUAUGUGCUAGACCUAUCCACCUAUCUGGCACAUCGACUGAUCUCGUACAAAUCGAUUGGAACCACCUUGAAGACGAUUUACCCUUUACACCAGUCGUUUGUUACGAGUCUUUAACGAAUGUGAGUAUUCUCAUGGAGUUUCGAGUGUUUAGCAUAUAUGAGGGUGUAAGUUACGCUGCAGGGUUGUGA